Messenger RNA from Urocitellus parryii (Arctic ground squirrel), 798 nucleotides. The record is from RefSeq and is a predicted model, not a curated record. NCBI's taxonomy places the organism in Eukaryota, Metazoa, Chordata, Mammalia, Rodentia, Sciuridae.
AUGCGGGCCAGCCCAGGGUGGGCGAGGUCCCAUCACAGCCACCGGGCGGCCACCCAGAAGGGUUCGGACCUGCACGUUCCCCGCUGUGUCUACCUGAAUGCACUCUGCAAGCAAAAACAUCCUCCGGCGGCCGCGGGGAGCACUCCCGACGGGGCGCCCGCGCCCAGCCCCAGCCCCGAGGCGCCCUCGCCGGAGCCGCCCAGCUACUCCCUGCAGGACUUCGACAUCCUGGCCACCGUGGGGACGGGGACCUUCGGGCGCGUGCACUUGGUGAAGGAGAAGGCUGCUAAGAACUACUUUGCCCUCAAGGUCAUGAGCAUCCCCGAGGUCAUCCGCUUGAAGCAGGAGCAGCAUGUUCACAACGAGAAGUCGGUCCUCAUGGAGGUCAACCACCCCUUCCUCGUCAAGCUGUUCUGGACGAGCCACGACGACCGCUUCCUCUACAUGCUGAUGGAGUACGUGCCGGGCGGCGAGCUCUUCAGCUACCUGCGCAACCGCGGCCGCUUCCCCUGCAGCACGGGGCUCUUCUACGCCACGGAGAUCGUGUGCGCCAUCGAGUACCUGCACUGCAGGGACAUCGUCUACAGGGACCUGAAGCCGGAGAACAUACUCUUGGAUCGGGACGGCCACAUCAAGCUCACGGACUUCGGGUUCGCCAAGAAGCUGGUGGACAGGACRUGGACCCUCUGCGGGACCCCCGAAUACCUCGCCCCUGAAGUCAUCCAGAGCAAAGGCCACGGGCGGGCCGUGGACUGGUGGGCGCUGGGCAUCCUCAUCUUCGAAAUGGUGGCAGGGUGA